AUGCGAAAGGAGUGGUAGAUUAAGGAGAACAGAACUAAUCAAGCAACAAUCGAAUUUCCAUUUGAUGUUGAAGACCCUAAACUUAUGCAUAAAGCUAUAUUUUCAUCUCCAUAGAAUUCAUUAUUGAAAAUAAAGGCUACUUAGGAAAAUAUUCAAACUAAGCUAAGCAAGUUUGAGGAUAGUUUUGCCUAGAGAUUUCAGGAUCAAAUUGUGAAAAUAGGAAAGAAGAAAAUUUUAGAUUCUGUCGAGAGUAAUGAGAAGAAUGAAUAGAGUAAUCUUUAAAAAAUAGAUGUCUCUGAAUAUUUUGAUGCAGUAAGGAGUGCUAAGAAGGAAAAGGAUAAAGAAGUCAUAUAGGAGAAUAAAGAGUUGCAAAUUAAGCUCUAAAAAUAGCUCAGCUAAUUCAAAAACUUAAAGGAUGUGAAUGAUAAACUAUUCUAUACACCCGCUCUCAAUCUGUCAUCAAUUAAAUCUCCGGUAGUCAAUAUUGACAGCAUUAAUGAUAGAAUUAAACCACUGAGCAAUAACCUUAGUAAUAAUGACUAUAAAACAAAUUCAAUGGGUCAUUUAAACUCAAUGAAUUCAACUAUAAUUAUCCAAGAUUAUAGGUAGUAAUAGCAAGCAAACGAUGGAAGUACCAGAAAUAAAAGUAGGUCUCCUGAUAGACCAAAUCCUAUGAGACAUCAGCUUUUAUUAAGAAGGUAUAACAUAAGAAAAGCAGAGGAACAAAAUAAUAUAAUGUCUGGAUCAAGAAGAGAUUCUAUAGAGAAUUAGUAGCAAACUUUAAAAUGCCUAAACGAACAAAAUAAAUUAUCUUACAAUAAGGAUGCUUUUUUGAGAUUUUAUAAGCUUAAGUAAUCACUUUAAUCUCAAAAUAUACUUUUUAACCAGCUUCAAGAAUAGUAAAAAAUUAGCAAUAAUGGUAGUAAUCUAUCAAAUGUAGAAAAUAAUCCUGAUUUCUUUGUCACGGCAAAGACAUACUUUCAUUAGCAGAAUAUUAGACAUAUUAGUAUCGGAUUCGCAAUUAGUGCUAUAAAUGACAAUAUUUAUUUAAUCGGUGGGAAGAUAUCUUCCUUUACAAGAAAAGGAAUAAGCAAGGCUUUCUAUGAUUCUGGUUUGUAAAAUCUUAGAUUUGAGGAGAUACUUGAUCCUUAAUAAGAUUAAUCUGCACUAUUUAACGAUAUAUUCAAUAGAUACGGUCACCAUAUGCACACAUUCGAUGAUUAGCUAGUAAUUGUUGGAGGUGAAUCUGGAGCCAUAAACAAUAACUCAGUAAGAGCUGUAAUUGGUGAUAUUGCAUUUUUAAAUGUAAAAAACAUGAGAAGACAAGUGAUCAACUUUAGAAGGCCACUUUUUAAGUUAAGAGCUUUCGCAAGCUGCAUUCUUGGUAAAUACCUCUAUUAGUUUGGAGGUAUUAUAGAAUCUGGAGAAGUUUCGAAUAAAUUAAUAAGAAUAAAUCUCACUUAAGACAAAAAUGAGCUCUUCAAAUGGAGUGAUGUUGAUUUAUAAAUUGACUAAAAAUCUCUUAAGUCAAUCCCUGCUCGAUCCUAUGCUUCAAUAGAGCCAGUAUAUUAUGAAUAGAAAAUUAAGAAGUACAAAGGAAGAAAUCAGGAUUUUAAUCUGAGAUCACUUACUUAAGAAAUAGAUUGGAAAUUAGCCUCUAGUUAUAUUGAAGAAGAGGGUAUGUAUAUUUUUGGUGGACUUGACGACUAAACUUAACCAAGCAAUGAUUUAUUUAUCAUUCAAAUUGACUAAUAUAAAAUUCAUUAAAUCAAAAAACUCAUAACAUUUGGUAAAAUACCUGCUAAGAGGUUUAUGCACUCAAUGAACUUAUUUUAGUAGUCUAACGUCUUGAUAAUAACUGGGGGUAGAAAUGAUAACUUGCCUUAGAAUAAUAUACUUGGAGACAUGCAUGUUUUAUAUCUUGAUUCUUUAACAUGGAUAGAAGUAUCAUUUUGCAGUGCCAAAAUUAUACCUAGAUUCUAGUUCCAGUCAGUCAUAAUUGAUACUAAACUUAUAAUUAUUGGCGGAAUGAACAGCAGCUAUAAAAUAAUGCACGAUUAUGAGGUUAUAGAGCUUGAUUAAGAGACAAAUUUCUAGAAUCACGCAAGCAAGUAUCUUUUUAAGAAAAUGGGCUCAUUUUUAAGAGCCAAUCUCGCAAAGAAAAAGUCUAUGGAAUUCAAUAAUCCACUUCAACAAAGCACUCUAGAUCUAUAAAUAGAGUAACAUCAAGUUAACAAAGAAACUCCAUCAGUAAUAAAAUAAAUGAGAUCAAAGGAAUAGAUACUACAAGAUUUAUUAAAGUUAAAUCUUUCAAAAGCCUAUAUCUCUCCUACUUCUGGAACUUAAAUUAAUUCUACAAAGUCAAGUCACAGUAACACUAGGUAUUUAAACAAAUCAAGCAUAAAUAUCGAAUAAGACUAUAGGGAUAAUAAUUUGAGCAUUAACCUUCCUUAACCAAAGGAAUUCAUUUUUAGAGGUAAAAGAAGAAGCAUAAAUUGA
Molecule: messenger RNA, 2499 nt
Organism: Stylonychia lemnae
Lineage: Eukaryota; Ciliophora; Spirotrichea; Sporadotrichida; Oxytrichidae
Source: the annotation of a GenBank genome assembly